AUAAGCAUUCCGGGUUUUGAUUGUGUGCCAACAUGUUGAAAUUUACAAUCUAUUACUUUGCGUUUUAUUGCUUUCUCUCAGAUGCUUUGUACAUUUCCGAUUGGAAACUGAAUGAUGGUGAUGAGAGGAUUAAGAGGGAUGAAGCGCCUAAGUUUAAGUUGCAGCUGAAGAAUUUCAACAAAGAUGGUGAUGGGACGAAUCAAUUGGUGGAGAGGAUUAAGGAUAAGAUUGAGAAGUUGAAGGAGGGAAGAGAGGAGAGUCCAAUUGUGGGACAGAUAAAUCCUAGUAUUAUGGAUUACUCACCGCACAGUACAGGGAUUCUUCCACGUCCACCGAUCGUCGCUCCAGGUUAUCAUCGCCCUUUGCUGCCGGCCUUGAACCCUCUUCCGCACACUCAUUACGCCCCUUAUAACCCUUACCAUCAUUACAAUAACCCGUUCAAUCCUUAUCAUUAUCACGAUCCCAUCCUUGUUGCUCCUGCGUAUCGAUCGGCUUUACCUCUUCCUCCUCAUACACCAGUCUUGCACGCUUUGAAAAAUAGAGUUGGUGACUUAUUAGAUAAAGCUGGUAAACAUGGACCUGGAUUGCUGGACUCUGAUGCUACCAGCAAUUCCGAGUCGCAGAUCAAUCAAAUCAACGUCAACGUCAGAUCGGAUCCGACCACACCUCACACAUUUCUAUCCCAUUUCUUCCCAUGGUUAGAUCCAUUCGGUAAUUCAGCCUUACCUUUCGUGGGUGCCCCGAAUCCAGAAAACGCAGAAACCUCCAAUGAUUCUGUCACUGAAGUACCAAACCUUGUUGAUCUUGGAGAGGUUACAACACAACCUACUACAGAACUCAAAAAGGAAGAAUCUGUCACUACAGCGCCAGUAAAUAAACAAACUAUAACACCUGAGAAUCCUGAAAAAAUUACAAUACCUGAAAAUCCAGAACAACAAAAACCAGUUGAGGUCGAAACUAAAACACCAAUUUUAUUGGAGAAUACAGAAAAACCAGAACUUAUCAAUCCAGAAAACCAGGAAACACAGCAACAUAUUAAUCUACAGCAAGCUCCAAUAGUAAAUGAAAACAACGAUGAAAAUGUUGCUCCAAAAGUAUUGGAAGAUGAUAAGCAGAAACCAGUUGAAGUUAAGAAGCUGAGUUUGCAGGAGAAGAAGAAAUUCGCUUUGCUGAUUAAGAAUAAAAAGUUAGCGGAGAAAUUGUUAAAACAAAAGACCGAAAAGCAGAAAAUCGAUGAAGAAGAACAAAAAACUGAAGAGAAACCAUCAAUUUUACCGGAACCCAUUGUAGUAUUUCCACCAAUAGAAUCAUUACCAAUGUAUAAAAAUCAAACUGAAUAAUUUAUUUAUUUGU
Nicrophorus vespilloides is the source of this 1353-nucleotide messenger RNA. RefSeq lists its product as uncharacterized. The transcript has 4 exons. The coding region runs from base 33 to 1340 and encodes 435 amino acids. The record is from RefSeq and is a predicted model, not a curated record. Lineage: Eukaryota; Metazoa; Arthropoda; Insecta; Coleoptera; Silphidae.